Castor canadensis (American beaver) is the source of this 2259-nucleotide messenger RNA. Lineage: Eukaryota; Metazoa; Chordata; Mammalia; Rodentia; Castoridae. The record is from RefSeq and is a predicted model, not a curated record.
AUGAAAAAACAGAAAAAACUUCAGCGUUCUGAAAGAAACGCCAGAGAUGCCAGCUCGCUGGUAAAGCCAGAACCUUCACAGAGUUUCAGCAGCAGCAGGAACAGAGAUGAAUCUGAUAAGUUUACAGUUAAUCUUGAAGCCCAAGGUUUACAAGUAUUCCCUAAGGAUAUUUUAAAAGUCAAAUACAUAAAAUAUUUAUUCUUAGACAAGAAUCAAAUAAAAAUUUUUCAAGCAGACUCAGCAGAUCUCCUAAGGCUUGAAAUUCUGUCCUUGCAAGAAAACGGGUUAUCAACACUUCCAUCUGAAAUUCAGUUACUUCAUAAUUUAAAGAUACUAAAUGCCAGUCACAACCAAAUAUCAUAUAUACCUAAAAAAUAUCACACCUUGGAAUAUAAGACAACUCUUUUAAAUAACAAUUAUAUUGAGAAUUUCCCAUCUUCUGGAUUAGAAAGUCUUAGAAACUUGCAAAUUUUAAUUUUGGGUAAAAUAAGUUAAGGCAAUACCAGACACCCUGCCUAGUUUGAAAACUUGAGGAUUCUCACAUCUAGAAUUAAUCAGUUAGAAAUAUUUCCUAAAGCUCUAUGCUUCCUUCCAAAAUUAAUUUCACUAAACCUCACUGGGAACCUGAAUAGAAAGUCUCCCAAAGAAAUUAGAGAACUUAAAUGUUUAGAAAAGCUUUCAUUGGAUCACAAUAAACUUACCUUUUUGGCUGUGGAAAUUUUUCAGUUACCCAAAAUGAAAGAACUCCGACUGGCUGACAAUAAAUUGAAAGUUAUUUCACCAAAAAUUGAGAAUUUCAAGGAACUUAGGAUUCUACUUGAUGAAAAUUUACUGAAAAAUAUACCAGAAAAAAUUUCCUACUGUCUGAUGAUGGAAUGGCUUAGUCUUAGUGACAAUAAAUUGACAGAAACUUCCAAAAGCAUCCAUAAGCUCAAAAACUUAAGAAAACUCCAUGUAAAAAAUAAUAUGGUGAGACUAACUGAACAUAUAUCACAUCUUAAUAAUAUACAUAGCCUGGAAUUUUCAGGAAAUAUUAUCACAUAUGUUCCCAUUGAAAUAAAAAGCUGCAGAAAACUAACUAAAGUUGAAUUGAAUUAUAAUAAAAUAGUGUAUUUCCCAGUAGGACUGUGUGCCUUAGACUCAUUGUAUUAUUUGAGUUUUAAUGGAAAUUCUAUUUCAGAAAUACCUGUGGAUCUAUCUUUCAGUAAACAACUGCUUCAUUUAGAGUUGAAUGAAAACAAACUCCUCAUAUUUUCUGAGCACUUGUGUUCUCUAACUGAUCUUGAAUACCUGGAUCUUGGUAAAAACCAAAAGAAAAUUCCUCCACCUAUUUCUGAUAUGUAUCACUCCCAUGUAACUUAUUUAUCCUGCAACAAGUUUGAAACUUUCCCUUCAGAAUUGUGUACUUUAGAAAAUUUGCAAGCACUUGAUCUUUCAGAAAACCAAUUACAGACAAUACCUUCAGAGAGUAUGCAAUUUAAAAAGAAUCAGAAAUUAAACUUCUCAAGCAAUAAAUUUAUGUGUUUUCCUAUUGAACUGUGCCAACUCAAUUCACUAGAAGAGCUCAUUAUAAGUCAGACUAAUGGGAGAAAGUUAACAAGACUUCCAGAAGAGCUGUCUAAUAUGACUAACUUAAAAAACUUGAUAUCUCAGAUUAAUGCAAUCAAAGAGAUUCCAAGAAAUAUAGGGGAUCUGAGAAGCCUGGUGAGUUUAGAUGCAAUCAACAAUCAAAUAAGUUAUCUUCCAUCGUUUUUAUCUUUAAAAACAGCUCUCCAGCAACUAAACCUAAGAGGAAAUAAUCUAACAACUCUGCCUAGUGCCAUUUACAGUCUUUCGUCACUGAAGGAGAUAAAUUUUGAUGACAACCCUUUGCUGAGACCUCCAGUGGAAAUCUGUAAAGGAAAACAGUUGUACACUAUUGGACGCUAUCUACAGAAGGCAGAUGAAAGAGAUGAGAAGAUCUUAGAGAAGAUAUUCAAGAUAGUUGCCAAAAAUAUCACCGAAACAAAUUUUGAAUUUUUAUGUCAAAAACUAAAACUGGCAAACUCAGAAACUAAAGCCCCUACCACAAAGAGCCCUAUUCCAUUAAAUGAAAGAGUCUGUCAAGCGUUUGCUAAAUGGAGAACAGAAAAUAAUUUAUCACUACCUGCUGCUGCUUUAAGAGACCAACUAGUUCGGUCACUAAAAAUGAUAGGAGCACAUGACAUAAUGGACAAAAUAACAGCUUUACAUCUUUAUACACGUGCAAUUAAAUUCUAA